AUGGAUACUUGGAUUUCGAGGCCGGUUUGGUUGUAUGCAAACGAUGAUAUCGUCGCAUUAUGGCAUCUCUAUCGCAUUCCCAUUCUCCUUACAACGGCCACCUUCCUCAUACUCGUUAGGAUAACCCUUCGUCCUCGAGCUUCGAGAGAGAAACUAUCUGCAUCGCCUGUGCCCGCAUCACCGGUUCUACCUGCGGUAAAAGAGAAAAUCUCUCCACCGGAAAUUGACGAAAAGAAAACGAAUGGCGUCAAAGCACCACGAAGAAUUGUUGGAGGGGUCAAGAAACGCAAAUCCUCCGAGGAAAACCUGCAGGCUGGUCCAGAAAAGAUUCAAGUCCUCGUCUUCUUCUCCUCGAUGACUGGUACGACCGAAGUGACUGCAAAUGCUUUCACGGAGAAGCUUACAGGUAACCUCAAAACUCGUGCGCAGGAUCAAGAAAUCAAAUAUCUCGAUCCUGAAUUGCUUGAUCUUGCAUACAUCGAUUAUGACGACUAUUUCAUUAGCCCACCGAAGGGCGAAGCUGGAACUAGCUAUUUCUACCUAGCACUUAUCCCGAGUUAUAAUAUCGAUACUGUGUUGGACACUUUCCUGGAACAUUUACAAGAAACGCACAAUGAUUUUAGAAUCGACACGGCGCCAUUGUCGUCUUUGUUAGGGUAUUCGGUGUUUGGGUUUGGAGAUAGAGAAGGUUGGCCAACAGAAGAGGAGGGAUUUUGCUCGCAGGCUAGGGAUCUAGAUAAAUGGUUAGCAAAGUUGACGGGGAGAAAGAGGGCAUUUCCUUUGGGGAUGGGUGAUGCGAAGAAGGAUGCGGGAGAGAGGUUGGAGGAAUGGAGGGAAGGGGUGGAAGAUGUGCUGGAACAUAUUGCAACGACGGGAAGCCUAGGCGAAGGGGUUGCUGGAAGUGGAGAUGCGGUAGAGAGUGAUGUAGAGGAUAUCGAGGAUGACGACGACGGAGAGGUUCUUUUUGAUGAACAAAAUGUUGCUUCGAAAAAGGCCAAGACGCAGAAGAAGGACGACAGUCUAAAUGAUUUGGAGGAUAUUGGCGGUGUUCUGAACAACACAGAAACUAUAGAGAAUACUGUCGAAGAAGAACCGGAAGAACUCGAGAUAGACUUCACGACAGUUGGAUUGAAAAAGGGGAAAGCAAAGACAGCUCCGGUUGUAGCUAAAGAGAUGGUUCCCAAAACAUCACCUACAUAUGCAGCUUUGACAAAGCAAGGCUACUCAAUUGUGGGCUCACAUUCGGGAGUAAAGAUUUGUAGGUGGACAAAAUCGGCUUUACGUGGCCGAGGUUCUUGCUACAAAUACUCGUUUUACGGAAUUGCAUCCCACCAGUGUAUGGAAACUACACCUUCGUUGUCAUGUUCCAACAAAUGUGUCUUCUGCUGGAGACAUGGCACCAACCCCGUUGGAACAACCUGGAGAUGGAAAGUAGACCCUCCAGAGAUGAUCUUCGAUGGCGUCAAAGCUGGACACUACAAAAAGAUCAAGAUGAUGCGAGGAGUUCCAGGUGUCCGAGCCGACCGUUUUGCGGAAGCAAUGCGCAUUCGUCACUGUGCUUUAAGUUUAGUCGGCGAACCCAUUUUCUACCCUCACAUCAACGAAUUCACCAGCAUGCUCCACAAAGAACACAUAUCCACCUUCCUUGUCUGCAAUGCACAACAUCCCGACCAACUAGCCACUCUUCAACCCGUCACCCAACUUUACGUUAGUAUCGAUGCCUCAAACAAAGAUUCUCUCCGUAAAAUUGACAGACCUCUCCAUCGAGACUUCUGGGAACGUUUCCAACGCUGUCUCGAAAUCCUUCGUGAGCGUCGUUUUGAACAGCGUACCGUGUUCCGCCUCACACUCGUCAAAGGUUUCAACAUUGAAGACGAAGCAGAAGGCUAUGCAGACCUUGUGGAAAAAGGAUUGCCUUGUUUCGUAGAAGUCAAAGGUGUCACAUACUGCGGAACAUCGUCCUCCGCCGGCGCAGGACUUACAAUGCAAAACGUACCAUUCUACGAGGAGGUUUGCGCUUUCGUCGAAGCCCUCACUGCAGCUCUCAAGCGCAGAGGGUUAGGAUAUGGUAUUGCUGCGGAACAUGCCCACAGUUGUUGCAUCUUGAUCGCCUCCGACAGAUUCAAUAUUGCAGGUAAAUGGCACACGAGGAUUGACUAUCAGAAAUUCUUCGAAUGUCUAGAGAGUGGGGAGAACUUUCGCCCAGAGGAUUAUGUCGGUGAGGAAACGCCCGAAUGGGCAACGUGGGGACAGGGUGGCUUCGAUCCCAGGGAUGAGAGGGUGUAUAGGAAGGGCAAGAAUAAGGUUCCUUUGCCGGAUAGUCAGAGGGUGAUUAUGGGGAAGGUGGAGGAAGUCAAGGACGAUGACGAGGUUGAGGGUGAGAAGGGUGGGAAUUCUCUGGAGUUUUGA
Molecule: messenger RNA, 2409 nt
Organism: Sclerotinia borealis F-4128
Lineage: Eukaryota; Fungi; Ascomycota; Leotiomycetes; Helotiales; Sclerotiniaceae
Source: the annotation of a GenBank genome assembly